Molecule: messenger RNA, 1513 nt
Organism: Durotheca rogersii
Lineage: Eukaryota; Fungi; Ascomycota; Sordariomycetes; Xylariales; Xylariaceae
Exons: 2
Coding region: 107-1171 (354 amino acids)
Source: RefSeq, a predicted model, not a curated record
UUAUUAAACCGUAGUAGCGAAAUCUCCCCUCCCUAAACCCGUUCCAAAUCAUAACUACGGGCAUCAGCAUUUUCCAAAGGCUUCCUCAUCCUCGAAGCCUUUGAAGAUGGCGGCCACAUACAUCCUAGGCUCUAUCAACCAGAGUCGUGGGCCGGCCUUCGAGCUGGAGCCGGGAGACCAUCAUGGCGCCCUCGCUAGGCUUCAGUCGCCCAUGCCCUCCAUCACCAACUUCGUCUACCCUCAUUUGACAUGGUCGACGCUCUGGUUUACGCUCCUGUGCGUUUUUGUCGUCUUCAACUUGAAGAACUUGCCCUUUAUGUGGCAUAUGCGGAUUCUGAACGCCUUUCGCUUCACCUUGCGGACGCAAAGGUCGCCAAUACCUCUGAGUUCUGCCCACAUUUUCCAGCCCAUUAUCACAACCUCGACGGCGCAACUUAUGGAGAUCGACUUCAACAUCCACAAGACGAACUCUUCCUAUUUCUCGGACAUCGAUGUUUCACGAGCCCACCUAACUUGCACCCUGUUCGCCAAGGGCAUUGAGCAGAUGCGCGGCGGGACAGGGGCGUACACGGGGUCAGGGAAGCCCUUGUUCGGGCUCGCUCUCGGCGCAGUCUCAUGCCACUUCAAGCGCGAACUCCUGCCGUACGAAGAGUACGAGAUGUGGUCUAAGAUCCUUACCUGGGAUGAGAAGUGGAUCUACAUCGUAACGCACUUUGUGCGCAAAGGUGCAGCAAGCCCAAAAAGCUAUUCGCUGUACCCCGAGCAGUCGCCGGGCCAUGACGGUGAGAGCAGCGGGUCCUCCAGCGAUAUCCGAGGCACAGACAGCAAGCCAGGAGAGCAGAUUAUCGCCACGGCCCUCAGCAAAUGUGUCUUCAAGUCCGGACGCAAAACGAUAUCGCCGGAGCUAAUGCUGCACAUCUCGGGGCUGCUCCCAGACUCAGACGACUCCAAGGCAGAGAUGCAAGGAAUGACACGACAGGAAGUCGAGGGGCAAAGGAUCAAGGGGCUCCAGCUCGUUCAACUCUUCUCAGAGCAGCAGCCGAGUCUAGACGCCGAGUUCGGUGGUACGGACUGCGAGGCGCUGGCUAGGCAUAACGACGGCGCAGGCAUUUCCGGCGUGGUCAGCACACUCAUGCAGCUGGCUCACCUGAAAAGGACCCAGGCAUUAUGAACAUCACGAUGGCGAUGGUGUUAUGGCGUCGUUUGCAUAAAGCUUUUUCCCUUCACGAACUACAGUAAUAUCCACGCCGACAUGGUAUAUCUCCUACAGUACGGACACGACACCCAGGUUAUCUAGAAUGUCUACAUAUUAAUUUCAAGCUUUUCGUGGUGUAUGGGCUUGUCCCCAGGCAGGGCAACAGAAGGUUGGGUGGAGUGGAGGGUGAGCUGGAUACACCGCGAUGGACUCAGGCAGCCUACGCCGUAGCUUGCAACGUUACAAGACCUCACAACAAUAGCAUAGCGAAAGAGAGUAAACAAUAAACUAUUUUCCGUACAUACUUGUCCCCUUUAU